Messenger RNA from Abrus precatorius (Indian licorice), 2176 nucleotides. Its product is annotated as probable amino acid permease 7. Bases 341 to 1726 code for a protein of 461 amino acids. The transcript is spliced from 8 exons. The record is from RefSeq and is a predicted model, not a curated record. Gene Ontology annotation, cellular component: plasma membrane. NCBI's taxonomy places the organism in Eukaryota, Viridiplantae, Streptophyta, Magnoliopsida, Fabales, Fabaceae.
AAUGAAAAAAAGAAUUAAUAAAAGAUUCCACGGUGAACAUGACAGCUGAUUCCUCAAUUAUUUGGAUGGUUAAGCCUUGAACAAGCAUUGUUAUAAAAGGUUACCUUCACAUAAACCUUAUAUGAUAAUUAGCUCAUAAUCAUACCUCAUGCAGCAUCAAAGAAGCUACGUCACUCUUAGCAUAUUCUUUUACCUUUUCCCUCAAAGCCUAUAAUUAUAUUCAACCCAAGAGCGUUGCAUUAGGCCAAGUACGAGGACAUUUUCAUUUUCCUGAUCUUCAAUUGUACCAAGAAAUCUGUGAAAUCCAUGACCUUCCAUUGAGUUGGGUGCUGAGAAUAAGAUGGAUAUGAAAAACUCUCUACAGAUAAGUAGAAGUGGUACCGGUGCUUAUGAUGAUGAUGGACAUGCCAAAAGGACAGGAAAUUUAAGGAGUGGUGUGGCUCAUAUCAUUACUGCUGUUAUUGGUUCUGGUGUUUUGUCUCUUGCAUGGAGCACUUCCCAGUUAGGAUGGAUUGGAGGGCCAUUUGCCUUACUUUGUUGUGCAAUUGUCACAUAUAUUUCUUCAUUCCUCCUAUCUGAUUGUUACAGAACUCCUGAUCCUGUCACUGGGAAAAGAAACUACUCUUACAUGGAUGCUGUUAGAGUUUACCUUGGUAAUAAAAGGACAUAUGUAGCUGGGUUCCUUCAAUUUUUGACCUUGUAUGGGACUUGUAUCGCUUAUGUACUUACAACAGCAACUAGUCUGAGUGCAAUUCUGAAAUCAAAUUGUUAUCACAAGAAAGGACAUGAGGCUCCUUGUAAUUAUGGGGGUAAUUUGUAUAUGGCACUAUUCGGACUUGUUCAGAUUCUAAUGUCAUUCAUACCGGAUCUCCACAACAUGGCAUGGGUUUCAGUUGUUGCAGCGCUUAUGUCCUUUACAUACUCAUUCAUUGGACUAGGACUUGGCAUAGCCACAGUCAUACAAAAUGGAACAAUUAUGGGAAGUUUGACAGGAAUACCAACAGAUAAAAUUGCUGACAAAUUCUGGUUAAUCUUCCAAGCACUUGGUGACAUUGCCUUUGCCUAUCCAUACUCCAUUAUCCUUCUUGAGAUACAGGACACUCUAGAGUCUCCUCCACCAGAAAAUCAGACCAUGAAAAAGGCCUCCAUGGUUGCAAUAUUUAUUACAACAUUCUUCUACCUAUGCUGUGGAUGCUUUGGAUAUGCAGCUUUUGGAAAUGAUACUCCCGGAAACCUCUUGACAGGGUUUGGAUUUUUUGAGCCUUAUUGGCUUAUUGACCUUGCUAAUGCUUGCAUCAUUCUUCAUUUGGUGGGAGGAUAUCAGAUUUACAGCCAACCAAUAUAUAGUGCUGCUGAUAGAUGGUGUUCAAGAAAAUUCCCAAACAGUGGCUUUGUGAAUAACUUCUACAAAGUGAAACUACCUUUGCUACCUAGUUUUCAGCUAAAUCUUUGGAGGUUCUGUUUUAGAACAGCCUAUGUGAUUUCAACAACUGGAGUUGCAAUCUUAUUUCCUUACUUCAACCAAGUUCUUGGAGUGUUAGGAGCUGUAAACUUCUGGCCAUUGGCUAUAUAUUUCCCAGUAGAGAUGUACUUUGUACAGAAGAAAAUUGCACCUUGGAGUAGCAAAUGGAUUGUUCUAAGAACAUUCAGCUUUGCUUGUUUUCUUGUAACAGUAAUGGGAUUGGUUGGAUCACUAGAAGGAAUCAUACGUGCGAAAAUUAACUGAAUGGUUUAUGCCAUUCCCUUGAACAAUGCUUACUAUGUUAGAGUUUCUAGAUUGGUUGCAUAAUCUUUUGUAUAAUUCAGUUUAAGGUAGACAGACACAUGUAUGUUCGGAAUCACAUUAAAAAUCUUAUAAACAUGAAUUCAACGCAGAAAUAACUAUUAGCAUCGAAAUAAUCAUGACUUGAUAACAUCUAAACAUGAAUCAAAUAUGCAUAUGUGGAGAGUUAGAUAGAUAAAGGGUACACAUUAAUGUGUCUUGAAAGUGAAUAAGGUGACGCCAUGGAAUAAUACAAGUUUUGUUUGAUGCUGAACUCCCUUCAAAGAAGCGAGUUCUAAUACAUUUGUAGUACAUUUGUAGUUUGUUAUGGAUGUAAUUGUAAUUCUAUUGUAUCAAAAUAUAGAUUGUUAAUUUUUAUAUGGUUAAAUUAAUGUAUAAGUGCUUGAAUUAUUU